UGCACCAGAAAAAACAAUUGCAAUUGCCCAGGAUCAUGGCUUGCAAACGCAGCGCCUCAGCUCGCUACAGGCGCCUUGCGGUCGCUUUGCCUUUCCUCUUGGUCUUCGGCUUCCACGGCGUGACCUUCAACAUCCCAAAGCGCAUGCAUGAAGUUGCCCAAGACAAGGGCAUCAGUGACAUUGAAUACUUGCAAGGGGUCAGCGCGGCAGCAGAGUCUUACAAAAAGAGCGACCAGAUUGCUGGACGAACUGGCUUCAUCAAAGCACUGCAGAAGGCCAUGCAAAAAUCGGGCUUGUACCUUGUCAUUGGAGGCAAGUCCCUUGGCAAGACCAAGAUUAUGCAAAAGAUGGAUCAAGUUGUCGCCGCUUACUCCCCGUUGCUCUACGUCAACAUGCGCCACCCACCCCAGCCCGAGUCAACGGAUGCUUUGGAAUGCCUUCAAGCCAAAGUGCAAAGAAUGUGCCCCCUUGGGCGGGGAAAGUGGCUGACGUCAUGAUUGCCCUUGCUCGAGUAGUUGGCAAGGAGAGCUUGAAGAAGGGUGAUGCGGAGGGUGGAGUGGAACUUGCUUUUUCCGAAUUGCUGAAUGUGCCCAAGCCGCAAGAGUUUCUCUGGGCUUUUGUUGAUGCGGCAGUUGCAAUGAAACAGAUCCCGACAAUGAUCAUCGACGAAGCCAACAUUGCUUUUCCGAACACGAAUGGCAAUGGAGACAGCAAAUCCAAGAGGGAAGCAGCCUCACGGGCCCUUGUCACCUUUGUGGCAAUGACAAAGGAAAGCUGCAAGGCUUGCGUCAUCUUGCCUGCCGCCGAUUUCGCCUUCCCACGGGGCCUAGAAACACUUGGUUUGAACAAGUUCGAUGUCCUUCAGACAAUCGUGAUUCCGGAGGUUGAAAGGGAGCCAAUGCUGGCUUUGCUGACAGAGUGGGGUUUGCCUCGGGAUGUGGCGGAGGAGUUCUACAUGAUCUUCGGCGGCAACAUACUUCUCUGCCAGCAGGCAAUCGAUAAGCUUCUUGAGCAGUUCGAGCUUGGUGCAGAAGACUCCUUCGACCCCUUCAGCGUCCGAGGUACAGACGGGCUGGCUGGUUUGGCCAAAGACCCGCUCACCCGUGAACACUUGGAGAACCUUGCGCGACAGGGGUGGUCCCCCAUCGAGGAAGGCAGCGCAGACGGGGAGACGGAGAGCCAGAAGGGCGCCCGCAUCAUCGCCAAGAAGAACUUCGGCGGCGUCAUCAACAGAGAGACGACCACCUUUUUGGACCAAGACUUGAAGGAUGACAUGUUCAGCAACAGAAGCACGACGCAGGUGCUCAUCCCGGCCACAAGCUACCUGCGCAACUGUAUCAAGGUUUACGUUGAAGCAUGUGAGCCCAGCAGUGCUGCCUCGCAACCAUCCGCUGCGGUGUGGGUCUGUCAGCUGGGAAGCCCUGACGGCAAGGAGCCUGAGACCAUUGGCAGCGCGUUCAAAAUCACUGCUAGUGUUUUAGAUGUGGAUGACUUGAAGAAGGCUAUCAAGCAGGAGAACCCAAAUACUGUAUUCUGCGAUGCCCAUCAACUCGACAUUUACAGCAAAGAGGACGGCCGCUGGGUCAAAGAAGCAAGGAUGUCAGCAAGUUUGCGCGAGACAGAUGAGGCAGACUGCUACGGAUUCACGUUACCAGCUGGAGCUGCUGGAGCCGCAUAGUUUGAGGCUACUGUUGGCUGUUGCUGUUCUCGGCUGAGGCAAUGCUGGGGCACAACGUUUCACCUCGUGCAGUGACAAAAGGGUGCAGUCGCAGGCACAGUUGUUUCGUUGCAGCGCGACUUUGCUUGACUGUUGAAGCUUGAGGGAGGUCAAUGUUCACACUUUUGAACAGCAGGCUGCGGUGUUCAAGUCAAGCAGGGAAUGCCUGCAACGGGUACAGGACCAGCAACAGUUGCCAGCGCUGGUCAACAGCUGUUUCACCGAGGCGUUCCGCCCUGUGCCAAAGUGCGCGGACGCAGUACCAACCAGUUUGAAGAUGCGUGGAG
Messenger RNA from Effrenium voratum, 2004 nucleotides. The record is from the annotation of a GenBank genome assembly. Lineage: Eukaryota; Dinophyceae; Suessiales; Symbiodiniaceae.